Molecule: messenger RNA, 804 nt
Organism: Lemur catta (Ring-tailed lemur)
Lineage: Eukaryota; Metazoa; Chordata; Mammalia; Primates; Lemuridae
Source: RefSeq, a predicted model, not a curated record
AUGGGGACACAGCAGCUGGACUGGGAGCAGCAGGGCUUGCAGCAGCUAGACUGGGAACAGCAGGGCUUGCAGCAGCUGGACUGUGAACAGCAGGGCUUGCAACAGCUGGACUGGCAGCAGCUGUUCUGGCAGCAGCUGGACUGGGAACAGCUGGACUGGGAGCAGCAGGGUUUGCAGCAGCUGGACUGGCAGCAGGAUGACCCACAGCCCCCCUUGGAACCCCCACAGGACCCACAGCCCCCUUUGCCAGAGCUGGAGCAGGAACAGGCUGGCACACAGCAGCACACGGGCUUGCAGCAGCAGACAGGGACACAGCAGCUGGAGCCGCAGCCCCCACAGCUAGAGCCACAGCCCCCCUUAGAGCCUCCACAAGACCCACAGCCCCCCUUGGAGCCCCCAGAGGACCCACAGCCCCCCUUGGACCCCCACAGGACCCACAGCCCCCCUUGGAGCCCCCACAGGACCCACAGCCCCCCUUGGAGCCCCCACAGGACCCACAGCCCCCUUUGCCAGAGCUGGAGCAGGAACAGGCUGGCACACAGCAGCACACGGGCUUGCAGCAGCAGACAGGGACACAGCAGCUGGAGCUGCAGCCCCCACAGCCGGAGCCACAGCCCCCACAGCUGGAUCCGCAGCCCCCACAGCCGGAGCCGCAGCCCCCAGAACAGCCAGAGCAGCCCAUGGUUCUGGUGGGUUGAGGAGGAGCAGGUGGGAGGAGCAGGUGGAGGAGCAGGUGGAAGGGAGGUUCAGGUGUGGAGCCUCCUGAGCCCGAGCCCUUUAUACCCCACUGGGAAGACCCCGUGA